This is a messenger RNA of Leguminivora glycinivorella, 351 nucleotides long. RefSeq names its product putative ATP synthase subunit f, mitochondrial. Gene Ontology annotation, molecular function: proton-transporting ATP synthase activity, rotational mechanism. Gene Ontology annotation, biological process: proton motive force-driven mitochondrial ATP synthesis. Bases 52 to 351 code for a protein of 99 amino acids. The record is from RefSeq and is a predicted model, not a curated record. Lineage: Eukaryota; Metazoa; Arthropoda; Insecta; Lepidoptera; Tortricidae. The transcript has 4 exons.
UUCGAGGUAAUUUCUGUCAUCUAGAGAAAUUUUGGUAAUAUCUAAAUUAUAAUGGGUUUAGGAGACUAUCCUAAAGAGUAUGAUCCUAAGACUCAUGGGCCUUACGACCCUGCCAAAUACUACGGGAAACCUGAUACUCCAUUUGGCGACGUGAAAUUGCUUGAACUCCCGAAAUGGUUAGCUCGAAGGACCAAAACUCCGUCUGCCUUCAUGGGAGCUUGCAGUAGGGCCUGGUGGAGAUGGCAGCACAAGUACAUGCAGCCUCGGAAAGUGGGCGCCGCCCCUUUCUUCCAGAUACUCGUCGCCAAUAUGGUGUUCUUCUAUGCGAUUAAUUAUGGCAGGAUCAGCUAG